Molecule: messenger RNA, 1217 nt
Organism: Passer domesticus (house sparrow)
Lineage: Eukaryota; Metazoa; Chordata; Aves; Passeriformes; Passeridae
Gene: PRKRIP1
Product: PRKR interacting protein 1
Exons: 6
Coding region: 23-592 (189 amino acids)
Biological process (GO): negative regulation of protein kinase activity
Cellular component (GO): nucleolus
Molecular function (GO): double-stranded RNA binding; protein kinase binding; protein kinase inhibitor activity
Source: RefSeq, a predicted model, not a curated record
GGGGCGCGGCCAGGGCCGGAACAUGGCGGCGCCCUCGGCCCCGCGGCCGCCCCGGCCCCGCAAGGAGCCGCAGCCGCUCGUCAUCCCCAGGAGCGCGGCCGAGGAGCAGCGCCUCCGCCUCGAGCGCCUCAUGAGGAACCCGGAAAAGACUGUACCAAUUCCUGAAAAACUGAAUGAAUGGGCACCACGACCUCCCCCGGAGUUCGUUAGAGAUGUCAUGGGUUCCAGUGCUGGGGCUGGGAGCGGGGAGUUCCACGUGUACCGGCACCUCCGUCGGCGAGAGUACCAGAGGCAGGAUUUCAUGGAUGCCAUGGCUGAGAAGCAAAGACUAGAUGAGGAAUUCCAGAAGAAACUGGAGAGGAAUAAGAUGAUUGCAGAAGAGCAAACAGCAAAACGCAGAAGGAAGCGCCAGAAGUUAAAAGAGAAGAAACUGCAAGCUAAGAAAAAUAAACUUGAACAAAAGAAGCAGGAAAAAGAACCCGGGCAAUCCCAAGAGCAAGGCAGCAGCGAGGAUGAUGAAGAGGAUAGCAAGGAGGAGGAAGAGAAGGAAGAUGAUGCUGAAGAGCCAAGCUUUGUGAUGGGAAGAGGAUGAGGCCUUCCAGGGACAGCUGGAAACACUGUUCAUUGCUUUAUAUUCAGGAGCAUGAAAGUCUUUCAUCUCAGCCAAGCAGAACCCAUUGGCGUACGUUACAUCUGCUUAACGGGGCAUGGCCUUCACGUCACAGGCCUGAGAGAAAACGAUAGAGAAAUGCCAAAUAAGAGAUUUUUUUCUUAAUUGCUUGUAUAACUGCUGUGCAGUCUGCUCUAAGUUUGCUCUAAAGAGUCAGCCAUAAGUCUCUAUGACCCUAGAGUUCUUUCUAAAAUGGCCCAGAGUGUUUUUCUGUCUGAAAGCUAAAACAUAACUAUUACCAUUUAAGGGAAAUAUUACUGUGAAGGCUACGUAUUCUACUUAUCUUGAAGCUGGUAGCAGUGGGAUACAUGAAUCUAGGGGAAGAGUUUAACCUGAAGUAGAAAAGUGGUCUGUAGCCAGACUCUCCUGCACUGUGAGUGUUCUGCAUUUGGGGUUUUGUAUGGGGUCAUCUCUAACCCAAAGAAAAUCAGUUUAUGUUGCUAGACAAGUUCUAUAGAUUUUUAAUCUGGAUCCCUUUUUUAAUGCUAAAACUUUCCCUAUUGCUUUUCUUCCAUGUUUUCUAAAUUAAUAAAAGGGAUGUGUUGGA